Messenger RNA from Pomacea canaliculata, 1953 nucleotides. Its product is annotated as C-type Lectin CRL-like. The record is from RefSeq and is a predicted model, not a curated record. The transcript is spliced from 5 exons. Bases 153 to 911 code for a protein of 252 amino acids. NCBI's taxonomy places the organism in Eukaryota, Metazoa, Mollusca, Gastropoda, Architaenioglossa, Ampullariidae.
UCAUUAAUUAUCACCUCCUUCCCUUGGGCUUUGACUGGAGUGUGACGGUAAAAAAGUCAUUUGUGUGCGAGCUUUGAACGGUAUUCGAGUUACAAACGACAUAAUAGAAUAUUGAUGACAGGGUGUAUUCAUGUCAGACCACUCGUUUCGGAAUGCGGAUAUCUGUUAAUACAGUUAUUUACAUUCAAUCCCAGGUGGAAAUGUGGACGAGAGUAUAUAUUGCUGAUGCCGCCCUGUGUUCAGACAGUCCGAGGUCUCUCCUCUACGAACUCCGUGAACACAGCGAGAAGUACAGACGUCUUCAGAUGGCCACCUCACGAUCACCACGUUUCACCUUCGUAACACGAGUAGCUCUGACCUUUGUGGUGAUUGUCACCCUGGGUGUCACAGGCCAAAACGUGACUCAAGACGAGGCGACUACCAACGGAAACAGCCAAGUCGCUCGUUCGAGUCGCGCUGCCGACUGUGCUUGCUACGGUGGAUGUCCCAUGGAGAAGGGUUACGUGCUCUACAACAAGCGAUGUCUGAAGUUGUACAAUGUCAAGCGAGACUACCACACUGCCAACAAACGUUGUGCAGAUGACGGAGCUCAUCUCUUUUACUUCAAGUCACGUGACCAGGAUGGUCCGGCUUUGACCUAUCUGACAGACACGAUGGGUCUUGAGCUUUUACCGUCAACUCGAGGUUUUUGGGUUGGAGCGACUGACAUUGUGAGUGAGGGAAGCUUCGUGUGGAGUGACCGCACCCCUUUGUCAAAAGAUUUCCCCUACUGGAACAACAACCAACCGGACGACUUUAAGGGCAACGAGGACUGUGUGGAAGUCAUAAGCGUUAAUAACGUUAUCAUGCUCAACGACUUUCAGUGUCUGGCAAAGCUGGGCUUUGUUUGUCAGGUAGACAUCAGGAUGUAGUGAGUGACAAAUAACAUGCUGUCAACACCGUACGUUAGUAACGGUCAGUCAACUAGUCUCAGUCUCCUUGUGCUCUUACUGUGGCAUAUGCAUGAGGACUGUUGAUGUUGAUAUUUGACAAAAUAAAGAAACGUUAUAACUUCUCUUCCCACCAUUGUGUUUUUUCUCUUCGAUCUGAUAAGAGAUUGAGUGUGAAACUGUUGCUAGUAAUAUCAUAUACGUCACACAGAAAUUAGUUACGGUGGCUCGUAGACAUCGAUAUCGUUCUCACUUUAGGCACAACCAGUCAUCGCCUUUUGCACACAAAUAUUGCACAAUGAUGAUGAUGAUGAUGAUAAAAUUAAGAGCAUUAACACUACUACUACUAAAAAAUAAUGAAAAUAAAUAAUUUGUAGCACAUUUGUAUAGCACCAUUUUCCAGCAAGAACCAGACUGAGAGGAUCUAGCAGGCCGUGCAGGUAGAGGGGGAUAUGGAAGACAAGCUACAGAAAGCAGAGUCUGAUUUAAAACUUGACGACAUGUACUGCGGUGGCUAGGCUCUGUUGAAAACACAAUGGUCUGGUGUAUGGACCUAGUAACCUCAGGACUCAUAUUCACACCAAACAAAUGAAGAAUUCUGUGCAACGCCGUGACAGCAGCACCUGCGCACCUGCAUCCUCAAAACGAUGGCCGUGACACUGAGAACUUGACCUCUGACUCUUGGUAACAACCAACCUGUUUUUUUUGGUAAACACUGCCUUCCCAUCAUUGGCAAAUAAUGUCACCUAAAUCUCGAUAAACUCUCUAGACACAAACACAGUCUGGAAUCAUGGACGAUGUGAACUGUUAGCUGUGGUUGAGUAGAAAGAAGCUGGCAACUUCCAUAUACUGUCACUGCCUUACUCUUUGUCCUGCAGUCCUGUUUCUUGUCCUUCACACAGGUGACUGGGCCAAAGAAUGAAAGGUGACAUAAAAAUGUCGCACAUCUCUGUCCUGCCCUUUCUGUUUGGUGCCUUGUCAUCCUGUGGGGCCACACUGGUGGUGAUGUGUCACACUGCACAGU